Molecule: messenger RNA, 2916 nt
Organism: Myotis myotis
Lineage: Eukaryota; Metazoa; Chordata; Mammalia; Chiroptera; Vespertilionidae
Gene: SAMD11
Product: sterile alpha motif domain containing 11
Exons: 14
Coding region: 395-2884 (829 amino acids)
Biological process (GO): positive regulation of transcription by RNA polymerase II
Molecular function (GO): protein binding; RNA polymerase II cis-regulatory region sequence-specific DNA binding; DNA-binding transcription activator activity, RNA polymerase II-specific
Source: RefSeq, a predicted model, not a curated record
GACUCCUCUCCGCCCCGCUUCGCCCGGAGGGCAGACCGGCGAGCGGCGGUGGGGGCGGGGCCGCCCCAGGGGGCGCGGGCGCAGGUGGCCCGGCGCCCGGUGGAGCCCCAGGGUCCUGGAGCUGCGGCGGUCGGCACGUCGAUCCGGGAUCGAUAGCAGCUCCGGCAGCACCAUGUCUCCGUUAGCCGAGGCCCUGCCCGCCAGCUGGGCAGCUGUCCGAGGUGGCCCGGCGGGAGGCGCGGCGGCUGCCGGCGCCGGGGCGCAGUAGCGGGCAGGGCAGGCGCACGCACGGCCAGGCGCCUCCCGGGUCCCCUCCCGCCAACGAGACCCUACUCCAGGCCGGGAACAAGUUGCGCCGGCGGCGGGAGCCAGGCUGCAGGACCACUGGCCCGCCAUGCCGGCGGUCAAAAAGGAGCUCGCGGGUCGCGAAGACCUGGCCCUGGCUCUGGCCAACUUCCACCCGACCCUGGCGGCUCUGCCGCUGCCGCCGCUCCCCGGCUACUUGGCGCCACUGCCCGCCGUGGCCGCCCUGCCCCCAGCCGCCUCGCUACCAGCCACGGCCGCCGGCUACGAGGGUCUGCUGGCUCCGCCGCUCCGCACCCCGCGCGCCUACCUGAGCCUGAACGAGGCCGCCCCACACCUCCACCUGCCCCGGGACCCUCUGGCCCUCGAGCGCUUCUCGGCCACUGCGGCCGCGGCACCGGAUUUCCAGCCGCUGCUGGACAACGGCGAGCCGUGCAUCGAGGUGGAGUGCGGCGCCAACCGCGCUCUGCUCUACGUGCGCAAACUCUGCCAGGGCAGCAAGGGCCCAUCCAUCCGCCACCGCGGCGAGUGGCUCACCCCCAACGAAUUCCAGUUCGUCAGCGGCCGCGAGACGGCCAAGGACUGGAAGCGCAGCAUCCGCCACAAAGGGAAGAGUCUGAAGACGCUGAUGUCCAAGGGGAUUCUGCAGGUGCACCCCCCAAUCUGCGACUGUCCGGGCUGUCGGAUCUCCUCCCCGGUGAACCGGGGGCGAUUGGCAGACAAGAGGACAGUCGCUCUGCCUCCUGCCCGGGUCUUGAAGAAAGAACUGACCCCCAGCUUCAUAGCCAGUGAUGGCGACAGCGACGGGAGCGGGCCAGCCUGCGGGCAGCGGCCUGGCUUGAAGCAGGAGGACGACACACACAUCCGGAUCAUGAAGAGAAGGGUCCACACCCACUGGGACGUGAACAUCUCCUUCCGGGAGACGUCCUGCAGCCAGGAGAGCGACCUUCCCACCCUCCUAUCCAGCCUGCAUCGCAGCAGCCACCUCGUUAUGCCUGAGCAUCAGAGCCGCUGUGACUUCCAGAGAAGCAGCGUGGAGAUAGGCCUGGGUGGUCCAGGUGACCUGUUGGGCAAGAGGCUAGGCCGCUCCCCCCACAUCAGCACUGACUGCCCUUUGGAGAAGAAGGCGCGAAGCAAGUCCCCCCAAGCAGAGACUCUGUUGCUGUCAGAGCUGGGGCCCAGCAUGGCCCCUGAGGAUCACUACCGCCGGCUCAUGUCCGCACUGAGUGAGGCCAGCACCUUUGAGGACCCGCAGCGUCUCUACCACCUGGGCCUCCCCAGCCAUGACCUCCUGAGGGUCCGGCAGGAGGUGGCAGCAGCAGCAGCAGCAGCUGUGAGGGGCCCCAGUGGCCUGGAAGUCCACCUGCCCACGUCCACAGGUCAACGUCGGAAGCAGGGCCUGGCUCAGCACCGAGAGGGCAGUGCUCCAGCCGGCACCCCAUCCUUCUCAGAGAGGGAGCUGUCCCAGCCGGCCCCCCUGCUGUCGCCCCAGAAUGCUCCGCACAUCGCUCUGGGCCCCCACCUCAGGCCUCCCUUUUUGGGGGUGCCCUCGGCUCUGUGCCAGACCCCAGGCUUCGGCUUCCUGCCCCCGGCCCAGGCGGAGCUGCUCGCCCGGCAGCAGGAGCUCCUGCGGAAGCAGAACCUGGCGCGGUUGGAGAUGUCGGCCGAGCUGCUGCGGCAGAAGGAGCUGGAGGGCGCGCACCGUCCGCAGCUGCUGACGCCAGAAGCUCCGCUGCCCCCACCGGAUGGCGCGGACGCCCUGCUGGUGCGGAGACCCAGCUCCGCGCCCAGGCUGGCGCUGCCCCCACAGGGACCCUCCGGCUCCCCCACCCGCCGAACCCCUCGGAAGGGGAGCCUCAGCCCGGCCUCAGCCCGGCCCAGUGAGCCCAAGACCACCGGGGCUGAGCUCUGGGUACAGGAUGGCUCUGAGGAUGAGCCCCCCAAGGACUCAGACGGAGAGGACCCCGAGAUGCUGGCUGUUGGGGGCCGGGGCCUCACCCCAGGUGGAGGGGCCAGCUCUGAGCGGAAGGGACUUCUCUCAGGGUCCCUGCCCCCCUCUCUGCCCUUGAGCGUGCCCUGCGUCAGCCCCUACUUCCACACAGGUGCCAUGGGGGGACUCUUCAGUGAUGGGGAGGCCACCGUCCCCGAGGACAUCAGCAAGUGGACAGUGGACGAUGUCUGCAGCUUCGUGGGGGGCCUGUCGGGCUGUGGAGAAUACACACGGGUCUUCAGAGAACAGGGGAUAGAUGGGGAGACCCUGCCCCUGCUGACGGAGGAGCACCUCCUGACCACCAUGGGGCUAAAGCUGGGGCCUGCUCUCAAGAUCCGGGCGCAGGUGGCCAAGCGCCUGGGCCGAGUCUUCUACGUGGCCAGCUUUCCGGUGGCAUUGCCACUACAGCCACCAGCACUGCGGGCCCCCGAGCGGGCACUCACCUCAGGGGAGCAGCCCCCAUCCCCAGCAACGGCCCCCUCACCCUUUGUGGGGGGACAUCCCACUGCUGGCCAAGCCUCACCCAAGCAAGAGAACGGGACCAUGGCUCUGCUCCCAGGGCCUUCAGACCCCUCCCAGCCUCUGUGCUGAGUUGUGGAGCCCACCCUUUAGUGCCAGUCACU